AUGCUCUCGCAGUCAGCGCAGCUCGGGAGACAAAAAGCGGUCGGACCGCCGACUUACAGAGUCGAAAACGAGUACAAUCCGGAAGCGAUGCCUCAGUAUUUUCAGAUAUCAGUUGGUAUCAUAGAGGGAAGAAAGUUUGCAUGGACAAAUCCGCACUCAGCAAAUUCCUACGCGAUAGUUAUUUUUGGGAAAAAGAAAUAUAGGACUAGUAUAAGGAGACACAUGAUUGAACCGUAUUAUAAUGAAAAUUUUAUCCUGGAUAUGUACUCUAGUAUACAAGUACUCCAACGAACUAAUUUGUGGCUGGCAGUGAUGGAAUUACGAUGUUGUGCUGCGCCUCGAAUCCUGGGCGAGACUACCAUUGAUUUGGGGCUCAUUUGGUCUCAGCCAAACCACCAAGUAAUUCAUAAAUGGGCCCAAUUAUACCAACCCCGAGAUCCAUCGCUAGGACCAGUUGGAUUUCUAAAAUUAAACAUAUCAAUCGCGUUUAGAGGAGAAAUUCAAGUUAUGUCUACCGUCGUGAAAAACGAAAAAUUGGAAGAAAAUCUUCUUCUGCCAUCGGGUUUAGAACAACAAUGUGCAAACUACCAGAUAACUAUUUACGAAGCUUUUGGCCUCCCCUGUGGCACUCAGAGCCAGGGUGAGAGACGAUUUGGGAAACCACCAAGUACCUUUGCGAAGGUCACCUUUUGUGGAUUGGUGGCGAAAACAGCAGUUCAGCACAAAACUUGCAAUCCAGUGUACAGUGAGCAUUUAUCGAUUGUGGAAAUGUUCCCGAACAUGAACCGUUUGAUCCGUAUAGAGGUGUGCACAGCAGAUGGAUGUUUCAAUAAGGUUCUAGCCAGCACUCACCUGAAACUCGAAAACAUCUCACACGAUGGAGAAAAUGGAUUUUUGCCAACAUUCGGUCCUUCGUUGCUUCACAUGUAUGGCUCGUCCAAUAGUGGUAUUAUAGGCACCGCUGGAGAAGAAGGCCCAUAUCACCGUGGUUGCUUACUCGUCGCCCUGAAUACUAUUGUCCCAUAUUAUCAGCAAAUAAUACGGAGCGUUAAUGUUGAACCUGCCAAUCCUAUUAACCAUGAAAGUUUGUGGCAGAUCCACGAAUUCUGUUUGUUCUGUCCCAUUUUAGAAGUUUCUAUGCUAGAUCGACGAGUUACAGGAAAGUAUUGUGGUGUGGCAAUAACACUUGGUGAAAUCCCGGCUACAAGUCCUGCGGAUGAGGAAUUCAUUACAAUGUUGAAAGAAACACGUAUCCGAAAACUACAUUAUACUGGAUGUUUAAAUGUCAAUAAAAUACCACCAUAUGGAUACUUAGACUUUUGCAACUCUUUUCCUGUACUUCAACUGGCUACACGACUUCCAGAUUUUAGAUUCAGGAUUUACAAAAAUAAUAUGUUGCAGGCGAUUAUCCUUGACUUGGAUACUGCGGUAAAAAAUAUUGAGCACAGACUACAAAGUUACGACUAUGAAACCCCUAAUGAACUUUUGGACGAAUUGAAUAAAGCCCGAAAUGACGCGGCAUGUAACAUUCUCAAGUUUAUGAACUUUAUACAAAAUUCGCGCAGCAACGAAAGUUUAUUUCAACAAUGUAACACAAAGUUGGAUCAAAAACAACUUGCUCUACAAAUAGAAGAAGUUGUGCAGUUACAUGGAUGGCCAGAUAUUGUAGUCUGGUUUCUGAAUGAAGGAUCGAGAGUCGCAUAUGCAAAACUACCCGCAGAGACUAUCAUAUAUUCUGUAAUACCCGAGCAGAGAGGCAGAUGUUGUGGACGUUUACAAACUUUACAGAUGAAACCUCUAAAAUGUCCAAAUCACGUAAAUUCCACCCACUGCUGUUGUACCGCUGGAAAGGUGGAAAUACUAAUGUGGCUUGGCUCCUACCGCCAGCGAGCAGUGUUCGAUAAUUACAUACCGGCUGGCUACAAACUGAAGAUCAAAGAUUAUGAUAUGUGUUUGAAAUCUUCGGCAAUGAUGGUGGAAUGUCGCGCUUUUGUAUAUAAAGCUAAAUUACUAAGCAGCGCUUUGGGUGCUAAUCCUGCAAAUACAUUUCUACGCGUCAAUAUUUUAACCGCGUCUAAAGAAACCAGGACGAAGAAGGAUACCCUGACACCGAUCUGGAACCAAGUAUUGAAGGUGCAUAAAAUGAUUUUCAUGUCGCCGGAACGCCUAACGAGUUGUCCUCCAACCGCAACUAUAGAAGUUAACAAUAUUGAUGCUGCGGGUAAAGUUGAAGUUGUUGGUCGCUUUGAAUGCGAGUGCAUUGUCGACGACAGGCAGGAUUACGAGUCCGCUCCGAGACUCCAGUGGUACGGGCUGCAUAGAGGGAUCGAAUAUGUCGGCCAAGUGAAUAUGUCUAUACAGUUAUUGCAGAUUCCAGAACGAUUAAUGAAGACUACAGCUUAUUCAUCAAUUGAAGAGUCCAUAGCAACUGGUGUUAAAGAUUUGGAUUUAUCGGACAAAAUCGAACCGAUACCUUUAAAUUUGAUACCUGUUUCUACAACUUACAAAGUCGAUGUAUAUUGGUGGGGUCUACGUGAUGUGAAUAUAACCCGAAAACCCUGUGUCAUCCUAGAAAUAGAUGAUAUGACUUUAAAAUCGGAAGUUAUAGUAGAUAAGAAAGCUAACUGUAACUUUCCGAAUGGACGAGUUUCACAGACAUUUGAGGCUCCGAUGCACGAAGCGUACUCUCCUUUACUAAAAAUACGACUUUAUGACAGUAGUACUUUUGGUCGAACUUUGUACCUUGGCACGAACGUUGUAAAGAAUUUAAAUAAAUAUAUCGUGGACUGGCUUCCAAAGAACGAAAGGGAUGCGUCUUUACAUAGAGCUUCCAUUAUGUCAUCUGAUUUCGUACAAGUUAAUCAAAGUUUAGUUCUAAAGAGGACAAGCCAGUUAAGAAAUGAGUUAUCCCAGAAUGACAAUAAAUUGCUAAGCAGCGUUGAUUGCAUUAGCGAUUGGCAAACGCGUCGCUCUGCAUGGAACUGUAACUGCUUCAGGGGAGAACCUGAUGAAGAAGAAUAUACACUGCUCCCACUGAUGACUAGCAAAAAUAAAACAUAUCUAACCAAAUCUUCCUCUACUGAGCAAAAGGAUUGGUGGACGCGAUAUUUAUAUUCACAAGAGGAUAGUGGUUGCAACGAUCCUGAAGAUAUUGACAGGCUAACUAUAUACGAUUCGGAACUAGAACGCCAGCCGCAGUUCUCAAAGUUCAGGGAUUGGUGCGCGACCCUCAAGCUUUAUAAUGGCAAGAAGAGUGGAAUUCGGGAGAAAGAUGAACAGAUGUACUGUGGUCUUUUAAAAGCUGGUCUGGCUAUUUACAGGUGGCCACCGCCAGAUAAUACAGAUGCAGUUAGUCCGAGUGGUGUGGAUUUAAAAAAAGGAUAUUUUGAUGAUCAUCCCAAGAACGAUCCAGCAAAGUUCUUAGUAAGGGUAUAUAUUAUAAGAGCAAUGAAUCUUAAAACAAAGGAGCUAACGGGAAAGUCAGAUCCAUAUACAGUAGUGAGUUGUGGCAAGAAACAUUUUGGAGACCGCUCUAAUUACAUUCCGAAUACGUUAAAUCCUGUUUUUGGAAAGAUGUAUGAGUUGCGAUGUAACUUGCCAGAAGAUUAUCUUGUGACCGUCUCAUUGUAUGAUUAUGACGCAAUUCCACCAGAUGAGUUGAUUGGCUUCACUACAAUAGAUUUGGAAGAUCGCAUCUAUUCGAAACAUAGAGCUCGUGUUGGUUUAGCAAGUGAAUUUAGAUUGAGUGAACCAUUCAAAUGGCGCGAUAGUUAUAAACCCUCGAAGAUUCUCGAAGAACUAUGUCUAAAGAAUCACAUUCCACCACCGAUUUUCCCUGAUGCAUCCACUGUAUUAGUCAAUGGAGUAAAAUAUGUUGAUAAUAGCCAGCAAGAUAGAAGUUACGUAUCAUCUAUAGAACGAAGAGAAAAUCUGUGUCUUAGUAUUUUGCAUCAAUGGCAUACUAUACCAGUAUGUGGCUACUACUUGGUACCAGAGCAUGUGGAAACACGAGUUUUGUAUAAGGAAGACAAGCCUGGAGUUUGUCAGGGUGCACUCCACAUGUGGGUCGAUAUAUUUCCACUGGAUUGUGAGACAUCAAUACCACCAGCAGUAGACAUUACGCCCAGAAGUGUUGACGAGUUUGAGCUAAGACUUACUAUUCUGACUCUGCGGGGUGUUGAUGAAUGGUCUUGCUCAGAAAACUUGGAACUGUACUCUAAGGUGUGGAUUGGCACGAGCGACACCACACAGGACAGUGGUGUUUACCGUCCUUAUGGGAAUGGUGUAUGGAAGCUGAAUUAUCGAAUGAUUUUCCCUUUAAUUUAUCAACAAGCGGAGAGAAAGCUUCUUAGGAAAGAGAUUGGUCCAUUUACAGAAUACGAGGAGCGCAUAUCACCCACAUUGGUUAUACAGUUAAUGAAUAAUCAAGAUCCUAUCAACGAUUGCAUUGGUACUUUACAGUUCAAUUUGAACGAAAUGCCACGAGGAUGGACUAACUACAGCAACUGCAGCAUUGAAAAUGAUGAAAAAUCUUCCAAAAUUGAUUUAUUCGCCGCUGGUUGUGCCCGUGGUUGGUGGCCGUUACGCGGAGAAGAUAAUAUUGGAAAUACCAAACAAACAGGCAUCAUAGAAUUGGAAAUGGAUUUAUUACCUAUGGAAAAGGCUAUUUUGAUGCCCAUUGGUGUAGGAAGAAAGCCAACGUUUGCUUUACCCAAACGAAGGUAA
Colias croceus (clouded yellow) is the source of this 4725-nucleotide messenger RNA. RefSeq names its product otoferlin-like. Gene Ontology annotation, biological process: plasma membrane organization. The transcript is spliced from 30 exons. The coding region runs from base 1 to 4725 and encodes 1574 amino acids. Gene Ontology annotation, cellular component: membrane. NCBI's taxonomy places the organism in Eukaryota, Metazoa, Arthropoda, Insecta, Lepidoptera, Pieridae. The record is from RefSeq and is a predicted model, not a curated record.